Peronospora matthiolae is the source of this 246-nucleotide messenger RNA. The record is from the annotation of a GenBank genome assembly. Lineage: Eukaryota; Oomycota; Peronosporomycetes; Peronosporales; Peronosporaceae.
AUGAGCCACGACGAGCUGGCAAACUUUCGAGCGCGAAUGGCGCAGCCGCCCAAGGACUGGGUCGAAACUGCUCUCGUGGCUGUGCUGAAGGACCCUGUUUUCUACACGGUGAUGGGACUCGGCGCUUUCUUCGUGCUCGUGGUCCUGGCACUCUUCGCUACGAAGGUGCUGCUGGACGACAUAGGAGCUGGAGAGACACGAAAAGAGCAGAAGAUGGAGCCCAAGACGGAAAAGAAGGAGCAGUAA